Molecule: messenger RNA, 4964 nt
Organism: Solea senegalensis (Senegalese sole)
Lineage: Eukaryota; Metazoa; Chordata; Actinopteri; Pleuronectiformes; Soleidae
Gene: sec31b
Product: SEC31 homolog B, COPII coat complex component
Exons: 25
Coding region: 155-3763 (1202 amino acids)
Biological process (GO): endoplasmic reticulum organization; endoplasmic reticulum to Golgi vesicle-mediated transport; COPII-coated vesicle cargo loading
Cellular component (GO): endoplasmic reticulum exit site; COPII vesicle coat
Molecular function (GO): protein binding; structural molecule activity
Source: RefSeq, a predicted model, not a curated record
GGCUACCGUAGUGCAGUGACAACACGGCAAAGCACUUUGGUCAGACUUCGCCUGUGGCUAAGUUGUUAGCACCUAAGUUGCUUCCCAGCUUGUGGAUGCGGACAGUCAGGCUGUGCUAGGCAAUUAACGAGUUGAAACUUGAAAUAGAAGGAAGAUGAGGCUGAAGGAGAUCCAGAGGAUGGCCCACCAGGCAUGGAGUCCUGCAGGACACCAUCCUAUCUACCUGGCCUUGGGGACAUCAGCACAACAGCUGGAUGCCUCAUUCAAUACCACAGCUGCUCUGGAGAUUUUUGAGGUGGAUUUUUCUGACCCCUCUCUGGACAUGCAUCUAAAAGGGUCCUUACCCACCUCAAACAGGUUGCACAGCAUUGUAUGGGUGAACUUUGGAAUGGGAGCAGAUGGUACUGGAGGUAGACUAGUUGCUGGCAGUGAAAAUGGCUCAUUGACUGUAUAUAACCCAGAGGAUAUAAUGAACUCUGGAGCAGAGGCAGUCGUGGGACAGUGUGACAAACACACAGGGCCUGUUCGAGCUCUUGACUUCAACCCUUUUCAGAGUAAUCUGCUCGCAUCAGGGGCAAACGAUUCAGAGAUCUACAUCUGGGAUCUUAACAACUUGGGCAGUCCAAUGACACCAGGAGCAAAAUCUCAGCCUGCUGAAGACAUCAGUGUUGUGUCCUGGAACAGGCAGGUUCAGCACAUCCUGGCCUCUGCAAACCCCAGUGGGAAAGCAGUUGUGUGGGACCUGAGGAAGAACGAGCCCAUCAUCAAAAUCAGUGAUCACAGCAACAGGAUGCAUUGCUCAGGAAUGCUGUGGCACCCAGAUGUGGCCACUCAGUUGGUGCUGGCCUCUGAAGAUGACCGACUGCCAGUCAUCCAGAUGUGGGACCUACGUUUUGCAACAUCACCACUCAAAGUUUUUGAGAAUCACACAAGGGGAAUUCUGUCCAUAUCCUGGAGCCAAGCAGACUCCGAGCUCCUGCUGAGUAGUGCUAAAGACAACCGAAUCCUGUGCUGGAAUCCAAAUACUGGAGAGGUCAUUUAUGAGCUUCCGACAACAAACCAGUGGUGUUUUGAUGUCCAGUGGUGCCCCAGGAAUCCGGCCCUGCUUUCUACAGCAUCAUUUGAUGGGAGAAUCACUGUGUAUUCUGUGAUGGGAGGGAGCUUGAAGGCUCAGCAACAAAGCACAGUUGAUAAGAUAUCAUCCUCUUUUGACACAAUGGAUCCCUUUGGUACAGGGCAGGUGUUGCCUCCCCUGCAAGUCCCUCAGCCUACAACACAGGACACCAUAGUUCCUCCUCUGAAGAAGCCACCUAAGUGGGUGCGCAGGCCAGUUGGGGCUUCCUUUGCUUUUGGUGGAAAGCUUAUAACCUUUGAGAAUACCAAGCUGCCUCCAGCGCAGAGCCCUCAGCCUGUCCCCAGGCAAGUGUUUGUGAGUCAGGUUACCACGGAGACCGAGUUCCUCCAACGCUCCAGGGAGCUGCAGGCGGCGCUGCAGACGGGUUCCUUCAACAACUACUGCCAGACCAAGAUCCAGAGCGCCAAGUCAGAUGCUGAGCAGGACAUAUGGAAGUUCCUUCUGGUUAAUUUCGAGGAUGAAGCCCGCAUUAAAUUCCUCAGACUUUUAGGUUUCAGCAAAGAUGAAUUGGAGAGAAAGAUUUCAAAAUGCCUUGGAAAGAAUUUUCAACCCAACGGACAUGGAGUAGACGCCAAAGAUCUAGCAGAAAAGAUGCAGCGACUUUCCACUGAGAGAUCUGAUGAAUCAGCUGCUGUAGGUGAUGAGAGAACAUCAGGGUCUGUUUCACCAGCAGACUUCUUUAGUCAGACUCCAAAGGAAAACUCAAACUUCCAGAUCCCUGUAUCAUGUGAUACUGAUGGGUUGAUAAGCCAAGCACUCCUGGUUGGCAACUUUGAGGGAGCAGUCGACCUUUGUCUGAAUGACGGUCGCUACGCUGAAGCCAUCCUCCUGUCCAUCAGCGGGGGAGAAGAGCUGCUCAAGAAAACUCAGCAAAAAUACCUGAGCAAGCAAAAGAACAACAUCUCAAUGCUUAUAUCAUCAGUGGUCACCCAAAACUGGAGAGACAUAGUGCAAAGUUGUGAAUUGGACAACUGGAAGGAGGCUCUUGCUGCUCUCCUAACCUACGCAAACCCUGAAGACUUUGCCCGUCUCUGCGAUACACUGGGAGGACGGUUGGAGCACGAGGGGACAGAGAAGCGCUGCCUGCAGGCCUGCUUGUGUUACAUCUGCUCUGGCAAUGUUGAGAAGCUGGUGGAGUGUUGGGCCUUGCAUAGAGACUGCUCCUCCCCUCUUGGUUUAGAGGAUCUGGUUGAGAAAGUAAUGAUGUUGCGCAAGUCAAUCGAACGCCUGCGCAAUAGUGAGGUUGCAGUUCAGAGCCCCAUCCUGGCUGAGAAGCUAACCUGCUAUGCAGGCAUACUUGCUGCAGAGGGCAGUCUGUCCACUGCUAUGACCUACUUGCCUGAGAACUCAGACCAAUCUGGGAUUAUGAUGCUGAGAAAUAGACUGUUUCAUGCUCAGGGAGAGGCUGCAGUUGGACAGCAGCCUCCAAAUUCCUUCAACAGAGUUGGUGUGUCGACAGCCAAGUCUGUUGCUCAGACUCCUGUACCAAAAGCACAAGUAAUGAGCCAAUACCAACCCACUGCCCCCGCCCAGUUAGCUUCACAAUCGCAGCCUCCUAUACCAUCUAUUUUCACCCCAAAAGCUCCUCCAACCAACACUGGGCCUGGUUUGCCGCCCUCUUCUCAUGUACUGCCGCCCUCUGCAGCUCGUCCUGCCAUGGGGCCCUCCUUCCCACAACAUCAUCCUCCAGCUCCAGGUUUCCUUCCUCAUCAGCCAUUCCAGCCACAUCCUAUGUCCAUGGGCGGACCCUCUGCUUUCCCUCCUCCAGGUCCUUCUAUGCCAGCUGCUAGCUUAUCAGGUCCUCCACUACCACCUCCAUCAUCAGCUUCUGGUGGUCUUCCCCCCAUGCCCAGCCCCGGGGUGCCACCAACACUCUUCAUGCCAUCAACCUCCUUAUCUUCAAGCUUCAUGCCGCCCAGCUCCCAGCCAGGAGCCCCAGUCCCCUUGUACCCUGGCGUUGCUCGCAACCAGGGACCUGCUCCCCCCAUGGCACCAGGUCCCUAUGCUCCUCUGGGAUCAGGGUAUCCACAAGGAGGCCCCGGAGCCCCUGCUGUUCCUCCUCCUCCUACAGGACCUCAGGAAGGCUGGAAUGACCCACCAGCAGUCAGAGGUGGACCCAGGAAGAAGAAGAUGCCAGACAACUAUACUCCACCGGCCCCCAUCACGGCCCCCGUGAUGGGCUUCUCUGGGGACACACCUCAGCCUCACAACCACACUCAAGUCCCACCCGGAGCCCCACAGGAGCCCAGCGUGCAGCUCCUCCAGCAGCUGCCGGCAGAGAGAGUGGAGCAGAAAGAAAUCCCCGCUGAACACAUGGUCCUCAAAACCACCUUUGACAGCCUGGUGCAGCGCUGCCAGUUUGCAGCAGGAGACCCCCAAACGAAAAGGAAACUGGACGACGCAGCCAAACGUUUGGGAUACCUUUAUGACAAGCUGAGGGAGCAGUCGCUCUCUCACAACAUCCUGAACGGGCUCCACGAGAUCAGCCGUUGCGUGGCGAGCCAGAACUACCAGCACGGCCUGGAGGUCCACACCCAGGUGGUCAGCAGCAGCAACUUUAGCGAGAUCUCUGCCUUCAUGCCCAUCCUCAAAGUGGUCAUGACCAUCGCCAACAAGCUGGGAGUCUAACCCCAGGGAACUUCAGCAACCAGAUUUCAGUGUUAUCAUAUUGUUAUAUAUGUAUUUAUUUCUUUUUGACCUGAUGACGUGCUUAACUACCAAUAAUAAUACUGAUAUUGAUCUUCACUCCAUACAUGUUCCUUCCUGGAGGACUUGUCUGAUUGGGGCAGUACGGUGGAUCUUUUUUUUUUUGUAGUAAUAAAUGUUGCUGUGGUCAUUUUACAAAAAGAUGAAUGUAUGCUGAAAGUGGUGAUUCUGUUUGAAUUCCAAAUUGAUGUAACAUACAAAGCAGGUGGUGUGAAGUUUGAAUCAAGGUGGCAUUUGUACAUUUAGAUUAACAUAGUGCUUUACAUACCACUGCUGUUUUUUUCCAUCUCACGUCAUCAGCAGUUGAAAACGUAUGGGAUUUGAAUACAUGCGUUGCUGCAGCUACAAAAACACAAAAUCAGGCACAAGGGGGACUCACAUUUGAGUUGUGGUUAUGAACCAUCUGUUGGUGUAGUUUGUGUGUGUGUGGGGAGAGAAAAAAAAGUAUCUUUGAAUGAACAAGCAUCAAAAGCAUUAAAAAAAACACGCUGUAACAUAAGUACUGAUUGUUCUCUUCACCUGCUGUUACAGAUUGUGUCCAGUUUAUUGUGCCAUGAGGUCAGAGCAAAGCAUUUCAGCAACGAUUUCACUCAAAGGUUAUCAUGUUUUUUUUUCCUUUUUCUCAUUGAAUAUUAAAUUAGUCCUAUUAGCGCGUUGAUUACUGACAGUUUGUGUGAAUGAAUGGCCGUUAAUGACUUUACUCCUUUCAAUGCUGACUUGCUCCUGUGUGCAUGUUCUCCUUGUGAACUUGUUCACUCACAUGACGGUUGACAAGAAAUAUUUAUUUGCUGUAUUAUGUCGGAAAAUGAAUUAACAUCCUCACGUCUCCCGUGUGUUAAAGAUGCUUUUCCUAUCACGCUUCAUCUUUUGUAACUCUGAAUGAUUUUUAAAUAAAUCAUACUUGUCAAGAUUAUGACACACAAUUGAAAUGAACUGUUAAAUGAGCUGAGUGCUUUGAGGUGUGUAGCUGGACAUAAAAGCUGGACAGUUUGGUGUAUCAUGGCAGCAGAAGGCAGGAAAGUGCCUCGGUGUGCUCAUUUUGGUUGCACAGAUAUUUAUACAAUCCACGUUGCUUACUUUACUCAUUUCGGUAUCUUUUUUUCAAAUAAAAUUCCUCUUCUAA